UAUGGCGGAGUCUGGAAUAGUGGAAAGAGGGAGGAGGAGUCUGGCAUCAUCAUCCAGAGCGAGAGGGAAAUUGACGGUGGAGGAGUACCUCAACUUCAUCGACACCAAUAGGCAGCUCCACCUCACCGCCCCUCAUCUCAGAGAGAUCAUUGACAUGCAUGGUUUCAAAGCAAUGCGCUCGGCUUCCAAGAAUAGUGUAUUGGAGGCUGUGGGUUCAAUGGAGCUGAUAGAGCUUGGGCGUUCAACCCUGCAGCACGACAGGGAGAGGGAGAUGAGGGGGAAGGGGGUAUGGAAUCAUCAUGCUGCUGCUGCUGCUGCUGAUAUCAAGACUGUGAAACAGGACCUCGCUGCUCUGAAAUGGGAGGAGUGCUGCGUUACCUCGCUCCACACCACCACCUUCCUCAAUUCCCACCAAAUCCAGAGUGGAGCAGCACCACAUCCACUACUCCUUCCCAACUCUAAUAAGAAACAAAGAGUAGCAGUGAAGCCAGUGACGGUGAGUGGGAAGAAAAGAAAGAGAUGCCUCAACAAUAUACCACUCUCAACCUAGCUAGCUAUAUAACCAACUACGCAUCAUUUCAUCCAUUGAGAAUAAUAUAUAUAUAUACCUACUAUAUACUAUCGUAUAUAUAUAUACAUAUAUAUUUAGACGCUGAAUGAAUGAAUGAUUCUGCUAGCUAGCUAGCUAGCUUGGUACUGUAUAUCAUGAUUAAAUAAUUACUCGCUAGCCUCCCCCCAAGA
This is a messenger RNA of Cuscuta europaea, 741 nucleotides long. The record is from the annotation of a GenBank genome assembly. Lineage: Eukaryota; Viridiplantae; Streptophyta; Magnoliopsida; Solanales; Convolvulaceae.